AUGGCACCGGCUGCAUCGAUUGAACAGCCCGGGAGUACGGCCUCGUUUGCGAGGUCUCCGCUGAAAGCGACAUCAAUUUUGCAUCGGACUCCAUGGAGGCCUCCUGUAGCCACCUCCGCUGAAGGACUCUAUCUGACGCUUGAAGAUGGACGAACAGUCCUGGACGCGGUCGGAGGAGCUGCAGUCGCGUGCAUAGGAAAUGGCCAUCCUGCCGUGAGGAAAGCGUUGAAGGAUCAAGUUGAUAAACUGUCUUAUGUCUACAACAUGCAACUGUCGAAUGAACCGGCCGAGGAGCUCGCCAAACUCUUGAUUGAGCAGAGUAAUGGAGCAUUCGAUCUGUGUGGGUUCGUCUCUGGAGGAACGGAAGCUAUGGAGGGCGUGAUGAAGCUUGCACGUCAGUACUUUUACGAGACUAAGCAGCCGCAACGAAAGAACUUCAUUGCACGACACCUCUCAUUUCAUGGCAACUCAAUCGCAACACUAUCACUAGCUUCUCAUCCAACUCGACGAGGUCCGUACGAAGAUAUUCUUAACCAUGACAACUUUCACCACGUUUCACCGGCAUAUGCAAAGCGCUUCCAAAAGCCAGAUGAAACAGAAGAACAAUACGUUGAAAGGCUGAAGCAAGAAUUGGAGGACAAGUUCCUCGAACUUGGUCCGGAUACCGUGAUCGGCUUCGUCGCCGAGACAGUCGUUGGUGCUACAACUGGUGUUGUUGCAGCUCCCAAGGGUUAUUUCAAGGCUAUGAAGUCUGUGUGCGAUAAAUACGGUGCGCUGUUCAUCCUUGACGAGGUAAUGAGCGGAAUGGGCCGGUUGGGUACUCUGCAUGCCUGGGAGAGCUUUGGUGACAAUGUUGCUCCUGAUAUUCAGGCUGUCGCGAAGGGCCUUGGGGGAGGAUAUGCUUCCAUCGGCGCAGUCCUGAUGUCGAAGAAAGUAGCAGAUGGCAUUAGGGACAAUGCGGGCCUCUGGAAGCAUGGCCAUACAUAUCAGGCACAUCCUCUCGCAUGCGUCGCCUCGCUUGCAGUUCAAAAAGUCAUCGACGAGGAAAAUCUGCUCGAAAAUGCCCGGAUGCAAGGUGGAUAUCUGGGUGCACUCUUGCGCGAACGUCUGGAUUCCCCGAAUGCCGCCGCUGCACCCUUCGUCUUCGACAUACGCGGUGGCGGUGCAUGGUGGGGCGUUGAAUUUGACUUCACUGGUCCUGAAGCCGCGCGACUGGACUUUAAAGGGCAACAGUUCGCCAUGAUCGUGCAGGCUCGUUGCCUGGAAAAGUCCCUCAUCGUCAUGGGUAUGACCGGAGGCGCGAACAUUUCAGGCACCGUAGGCGAUCACCUAAUGCUCUCACCGGCUUACAAUGUCACGAAAGAGCAGGUGGAGUCAAUUGUGAACAUCUUUGUAGAGAGUAUAGAGGAGGUUCUGAGAGAAUAUGCGUUUUAA
This is a messenger RNA of Fibroporia radiculosa, 1434 nucleotides long. RefSeq lists its product as uncharacterized. Gene Ontology annotation, cellular component: cytosol. The record is from RefSeq and is a predicted model, not a curated record. The transcript has 8 exons. Gene Ontology annotation, molecular function: transaminase activity; pyridoxal phosphate binding. The coding region runs from base 1 to 1434 and encodes 477 amino acids. NCBI's taxonomy places the organism in Eukaryota, Fungi, Basidiomycota, Agaricomycetes, Polyporales, Fibroporiaceae.